CCGGAGGCAGCGGAGCGCAGCGGAGCCGCCGCCAGCCCGAGCCCCCCCCGCCGCCGCCGCCGCCGCCGCCCUGCUCCCCCCCGCCGGCACCAUUCCCUCCCCCGGGCGCCAGCGCGCCCCGGCCGGGCGGCGGCUCAGCCUGGGCCGCAAAACUUUGCUGGCGGCCGCGGCGGGGGUGGUGAUGGUUCUGGUGCUGGUGGUGCUCAUCCCGGUGCUGGUGAGCUCCGCCGGUACCGACGGUCGCUACGAGAUGCUGGGCACCUGCCGGAUGGUCUGCGAGCCCUACGGCCCCGCCGCUCCCCCCCAGCAACCGGCCGAGCGCGGCCCCCUCCCGCCGCCCUCCACGCUGGUGCAGGGUCCCCAAGGCAAACCGGGCAGACCGGGCAAACCGGGACCGCCGGGUCCGCCCGGAGAGCCGGGACCGCCGGGGCCGGUGGGGGCGCGGGGUGAAGCGGGAAGACCGGGACCCCCGGGAUUACCGGGACCGGGCGCUACGGGCGCGGUGAGCGCGGCCACCUACAGCACGGUGCCGCGGGUCGCCUUCUACGCCGGCCUCAAGAACCCCCACGAGGGCUACGAGGUGCUCAAGUUCGACGACGUGGUCACCAACCUGGGCAACAGCUACGACGCCGCCUCGGGCAAGUUCACCUGCGCCAUCCCCGGCACCUACUUCUUCACCUACCACGUCCUCAUGCGCGGCGGGGACGGCACCAGCAUGUGGGCCGACCUCUGCAAGAACGGGCAGGUCCGGGCCAGCGCCAUCGCUCAGGACGCCGACCAGAACUACGACUACGCCAGCAACAGCGUCAUCCUGCACCUGGACGCGGGCGACGAGGUGUUCAUCAAGCUGGACGGGGGCAAAGCCCACGGCGGCAACAACAACAAGUACAGCACCUUCUCCGGCUUCAUCAUCUACUCGGACUGAGCCCGGCGCCCCCCGCAUCUCCCCGCAGUGACCCCCCAGCCCCACGGCGUCCCUGGCCGUGGUUCUGUUCCCUGCUGCCCCCCAGCUCCUCCCUGGCUCCUCCUGCCCACCCCAUGGAUUCCCCUCCCCGCUCUCCCGGCUGCUCCGAGCCCCCUGUUCCCGUCAGGGCUGGGGGCUGCAGAGGUUUGGGGUGGCACCCACGGCACCCCCAUGCCCGCUGUGCCCCCCCUGCCCCGCCGCUGCUCUCUGCCCGCCCCCGGGGCGCUGCCGGGGCUCUCGGGGGGUCCCCGGGCCUGGGGGGGCUGUGCUGGGGCGGGGGGUGACAACAUGGUAAAGCAGAGCUGUGAUCUGU
Zonotrichia leucophrys gambelii is the source of this 1277-nucleotide messenger RNA. RefSeq names its product complement C1q like 1 (gene C1QL1). Gene Ontology annotation, molecular function: protein binding. The coding region runs from base 182 to 925 and encodes 247 amino acids. The transcript has 2 exons. Lineage: Eukaryota; Metazoa; Chordata; Aves; Passeriformes; Passerellidae. The record is from RefSeq and is a predicted model, not a curated record.